AACCGCGUGCUGGGAGUGCCAACAAAUGGGCUGAGGAAAACAAGCACCUGGAGCCAAAGUGGCACCAGCAGCAGGGGAGCGCACCGCAGCGGACCCUGCUAAUAGUCACCCCCAUGGAGCUCUGAAUCUGUCCGUGUCUUGCCUUCAUUUUUGCUCUACGUUGUUUUUCAUCCUUCCUCCAGUCCCUUCUCUAGGACUUUUGCCUGUGGCCUAUCCUCACCUCCAGCCGAAACCCACAAAACCCAAUUAUCAGCAGGCUAUUUCAGGUGCUGUGUGGUUUCGGAUGAGGAGCCAGACUUUUAACCUGCGUGCCUAAAAUAAUCCAGCGAAUCAGCAUCAAAACUCAAAUAAGGAACCGUUUCUCCAGGCACCGUCCUUAUAUCACAGUGCAUUCAGUAAUUAUUACCAGUCCUUAAUGAUCUUUUUUUAUUCUUAAAUCUCUAAGCUCAGGACAGCGGCUCCAUGGCUCAGGAUGAGAGAGAAGCAGGGAUGGCCAGCCCCACAAGCGAUCCGGAGGUGGGCAGGGACGGGGAAGAUCUGACAAAAGGCCCGGAGGUGCUCUGCGAAGGCCCUGAAGAGGAGAGGAGUGAGAAGGCUCUGCUGCGGGCGCGUCUGGAAGAGCAGCAUCGCCUCAUCUGUGUGCUGAAGAAGAAAGCAGAUGAUGCACGCAAGCGCUGCAAAGGCCUGGAGCAGCUCAACACGGAACUGGAGAAACUGAGGCUGGAGGAUGCCGUGAAACUGAAAACGCAGACCCAACGCAUCCGGCACUUGGAGGAGCGCUUCAUGGACCUGGCCAGCAACCACGAGAAAAUGAUCUACUUCAAGAAUGAGCACAAGAAGCAGAACACGCAGCUGUGGGAGGAGAAUCAGCGCCUGCGGCAGCAGAACGAGACUCUCUUUAGCCAAGCCGUGCGGGAGAAGGAAGCCGAAGUGUUCCAGCUCACUGCCAAGGCCCAAAAUCUCUCGCAGCAGUUAGACUCCUUACACAAGAAAUGCGCUUACGAGAGUCGCAGAGCCCAGGAGCGUGAGAAGGAGCUGCUGGAAGCUCAGAGCCAGCAGGCGAGUGCCCAUGCCUGGGAGGUCGAUUCGCUGAAGCAGCAGCUGCAGUGCCUCCAGGAGGAGCACCAACAAAUUGCCGCGCAGGUAGAGCGCGGAGAGAGCCAGCAGAAGGCUCCGGAUAGCGAGCUGCAGGCCAAGCUGGAGAGGGCAAAUGAGGAGAAAGAGCAGCUGCUGAACCUGGCCAUGGAGAGGGGCAAAGCCCUGCAGGACAAGCAGCUGGAGAUCGUGCAGCUGGGGAAGAGGCUGGAGAGAGCCAGGCUGCGAGCAGAGAAGCGCUUUGUUAAAGACACAGCAGCAAACUAUGAUCGGAUGGUCCAGGAGCUCCAGCAAGAGCUAGAGAGCAGCAAGCAGGCGUACAGCGAACUCUCGCUGCAGUUUGAUGCCUACAAAAAGCACAGUAUGGAUUUACUGGCCAAAGAAAAAGAGCUGAACGUCAAACUCCGUCACUUUAAAGUGUGACUUCAGCUUUCUGCUCUCAUCUCAGCAGGUGCCUCUGGUGUAACACAGCACUUCUUUUUGUUCCUUUUCAAGCGACCGUCUACCAGCCAGUCUCUCUGUAAUGUGCUUACCAGCUUAAAUCCUUCUGAAAAAACUGUUCUGUAGCCUGUUAUUUUUUUGUUACUUUUACAUAAAUAAGAGCUUGACACCAUUAAAUCUGAGCAGGGGUUGUCAAACUAACUAAACCACAUCAGAUCUGUAACAUGAAAGAUUAGCAUGGAAAACGUAAAAUAUGAAAUAGAUUUCAUUUGGUCCUAACAUGUGCUGUAUUACAGAUUUCACUUUUUUUUUUUUUUUUUUUUUUUUAAGAGUCAAAAGCACGUUGUUUCCCAAAAAGGACAAAACAUUAAAUGCUUAUUCUUUCAUACUUGAUUCUCUUUUGAAGUUCCAGCGAGGCUGAGCACUUAGGAGGCAUCUUUGAGGAUCCAAGAAAGAAAUCCCACCUUGCAUGAACAGUAAUAAGUCAGAAACUUAGUAGGUCAAACCAGUAAAAUUGCAGAAUACCUGAUGCUCAAGCAAGUUAUAGUUUUCCUACAGCCUUCUACAGUUCUCUUAGGCUUACUUAAUGUCAUAGCAUGAUUUAUAUUCCUGUUCAGCUCAAGAUCAAUUGAUAGGUCUUUUGCAUGAUUUCAAUAGUUUUUGAAACAGGCUGAGGUUCCAGGCAGUCUGCCAGUUUUGUGUGUUUCGUUUAUAGGUGUUUUCUGCAGAGAAAAUGGUAAUGCACAAAAUGAAAGGGCGGGUAGCUCUUGGUCCUGAGCAUCCAGAGCAGCCGUACCGUGUCAGACUAAGGAUGCACUGAGCCCAACAACCUCUGUGUGGAAGCGGCCAGGAGCAGAGGGCCUGGAGCUCCUCCAGCUUGUGACCAGUUUAUCUCAGGAGCUUACUGGAAUAGCUACGGUUUCUAGCAAUUAGCUGUCAAUUUAUCUUAGGAACUUCUCCUUGAAACCAGGUGAGACCACCUUGUGGCAUGAGGAACCCUCAGCCUUCAGUUCAUCUUGACGUCGUUUAUUGUGCCUCCCUUUCCAUCCCUGGCCAUGACUGUGUGGGAACAACCCCCCCUCCCCCAAAACCCCACUGUCUGGCGUGGGGGCAACCUAUGAGGGACCUGGUGGUUUUUCUUCUAGAGGAGGCUCAGGAGAGACCUUAUUGCUCUCUACAACUGCCUGAAAGGAGGUUGUGGGGAGCUGGAGGUUGGCCUCUUCUCGCAGGUUACUAGUGAUAGGACUAGAGGGAAUGGCCUCAAGUUGUGCCAGGGGAGGUUCGGGUUGGAAAUGAGGAGACAUUUCUUCUCAGCAAGAGCGGUCAGGUGUUGGGACGGGUUGCCCAGGGAGGUGGUGGGGUCACCGUUCCUGUGGGUGUUCAAGGCAAGGUUGGACGUGGUGCUUAGGGACAUGGCUUGGUGGGUGACAUUGGUGGUAGGGGGGUGAUUGGACCAGGUGAUCUUGGAGGGCUUUCCAACCUUAAUGAUUUUAGGAUUCUAAAACCAACGCUGUGCAUGCAGCGCCUGCCCCCCCCCGCCCCCCCAGUCCCCUCAACCCCCUCAUCCACUCAGGGGGUGCUGCUUCCCUCAGCCGCUGCCUCUCCCCGCCGCCCGAGCCCCUCAGGCACCAUUUGGCCACUCACCAGCACAGGGCAGGCCCGCAGAGGACAGGAUGGAGGUGGGGAAGGGGAGCUGCCACCACCGGGUCAGGGCCAGAGGCCUUGACCACCACCCUCACCGCCAGCCCACCAACGACCAGCACUAGGCACUGCCCGGCCACCAGCCGCCCAGGCUGCAGGAUGAGGAGCGGGUGGCCACCGGCAUCAUCCACCUGGACCACGAUGGGGUGUCAGUGGAGUUCUGCUCCAUCUGCGCUUGGUGGGUGUUGGCUUCCUACAAAAUGUAGGGUCGAGUACCUGCUGGAAGCAUUCAGGGGGUUCUUGUCUCCCCCAGGGGCCUCGUGUCGCAGAGGAGGAAGAAAGCAACGGUGCGGAGGAGGAUAAAAAUAAUAAAAAAAAAAGUACAGUGGUGAUGGAUGGUGUUGGGGGAGACAGAGAGGAAGGGAACCUGGAACUUAAGUUGGCCAGGGUGACAAGAGAUCUCGAAUGAAAACACAGAUAUAAAAGUGUACUGCAACUCAGUCAUACGUUCCUGUUAAAACCUCUCUGACAGCUUCUCUUUUAGGUGCUUGCCCUGCCUGGAUCCACUGUGUAGGAGUUAAAAAACAGUCAUUUUCCACCUCGCCACCCGGUAAGGAUCAAUACAUUCCCGUAAAGCGCCAUCAGACAGCUUGCUUUGUUUGUGCCAGUCUCGUGUCACGACCAGCUCAGGAAACAGUUUCUCUGGUCCUUGCCCUGCUCUGCCGUAGCGUUUCUAGCUCUGGGUGAUAACCAACAGUGAAAAAUACAGUCGUGUCCUCCUAAUUAGCUGAUUUCUUCUUUUCCUUUUAUAAAUUAAUAUGCACACCGUAGCCAGUAGACGAGCUACGUUUCGAAUUAAAAGUGAAUGCGUAUGCCAUUUGAAAUAGGAGUUUUCUGUUGAACUAUGUGUCUGAUGAGCUGAAAAGGGAAAAUAGUCUUUUACAGUGUGAUUACAAUACUGUGCUAGUAGCAUAGUGAAUAAGCAUCUCUCUCUCUUUUCUCCGAAGAGCUUAGCACCGCCUGUGGGGAACAUCUUUUAUCUGACUGAAGAGAUGAUAUCAAAAUAAAUGUAGGAAUUAUGUUCCCAAAACUUGGCAUCUCUUGGUUCUUCCGAAUCAUUAGAUUUCUCUUUGGUAAACUUACAAAAGGCCUUUGUGUUUUCCAAGUUCUUAAAAACUGUUCUCAAAAGCUUGUAAAGUUUUUCUGUGAGAAUUAACAAUCUUCUAUUUAUAGGGUUGUAUUUGCUACCAGUUAGACUGUAAAUAUUUCAGAUUUCCUAGUUACGGUGGCUAUUCAAAUAGGCUGUAUUUAAAGAAUACACUUUUAAACCCCAAAAGGGUUUAAAGAAGUCCCCACGGAUUAACAGUGUAAAACUGCAGCUCAGCAGCAGCCGAUUCUACAUUUUUUCACUCAAUUUAAAUGGGAUAUACAGACGUGGAGAAAUGA
Molecule: messenger RNA, 4623 nt
Organism: Cygnus olor (mute swan)
Lineage: Eukaryota; Metazoa; Chordata; Aves; Anseriformes; Anatidae
Gene: CCDC89
Product: coiled-coil domain containing 89
Exons: 4
Coding region: 463-1518 (351 amino acids)
Source: RefSeq, a predicted model, not a curated record